AUGGGGCGAAUGGAUCUUGAGGUUGUAGCUCUGGAGGUUCCGUCUAUGCUCGCGGGUCUCAUUGUCCAAACGACCUUGUUGGAGAAGAUUAAGAGUUUGCAACCCGCAGACUCGAAUCUCCAAAAGGUGCGGCUCGACAUCGAAGGUGAGUGUAGCGGCGAUUUCACUAUAGACACCGAUGGCAUGCUUCGAUACCGAAAUCGGUGGUGUGUGCCGGAAAAUAAAGAAGUUCGAAAGCUGAUUUUGCAAGAAGCGCAUCGGUCUCCCUAUAGUGUCCACCCGGGUGAAACCAAGAUGUACCAAGACUUGAAGAUGCACUAUUGGUGGCUGGGAAUGAAAGCUGAUAUUGGACGCUAUGUGGCGCAAUGUCUUGUUUGCCAACAAGUCAAGGCGGAGUGCCGGUUUUCAGAGGGAAAGCUUCAGAGCCUACCUGUCCCCGUUUGGAAAUGGGAGGAUAUAUCCAUGGAUUUUGUGGUCAGAUUGCCCUGUUCAAUGGGUGGCCACGAUGCGAUAUGGGUAGUGGUGGAUCGCUUGACGAAGUUGGUCAGUGAUGUGGGCGAACGGGCGGUGUUGGAUCCCGAUGUUUUGCGGGAGGCGGAAGAGAAGGUCCGCCUUGCUCGCCAAAGAUUGUUAACGGCGCAAUCUAGACAGAAGAGUUACGCGGAUAAGUGCCGUCGAGAUUUGGAGUUCGCGGUGGGCGACCCUGUUUUCUUGAAGGUAUCACCCAUGAGGGAUGUGAAGCGGUUUGGAGUACGGGAAAAGUUGAGCCCCCGGUACAUUGGACCUUACGAGGUGUUAGAGCAGAUUGGUGCGGUAGCCUAUCGGCUUGCAUUGCCGCCCAAGCUCGCGAAGGUUCACAACGUGUUCCAUGUCUCCAACCUUCGCAAGAAUGUGGAAACUUAA
Messenger RNA from Ananas comosus (pineapple), 903 nucleotides. RefSeq lists its product as uncharacterized. NCBI's taxonomy places the organism in Eukaryota, Viridiplantae, Streptophyta, Magnoliopsida, Poales, Bromeliaceae. The transcript has 2 exons. The record is from RefSeq and is a predicted model, not a curated record. Bases 1 to 903 code for a protein of 300 amino acids.